Molecule: messenger RNA, 4125 nt
Organism: Melopsittacus undulatus (budgerigar)
Lineage: Eukaryota; Metazoa; Chordata; Aves; Psittaciformes; Psittaculidae
Gene: OSBPL1A
Product: oxysterol binding protein like 1A
Exons: 29
Coding region: 186-3041 (951 amino acids)
Cellular component (GO): intracellular membrane-bounded organelle; cytosol; perinuclear endoplasmic reticulum
Molecular function (GO): cholesterol binding; protein binding
Source: RefSeq, a predicted model, not a curated record
GCGGCGGGUUGUCGGGGGUGCGGCCCGCGCCGCCGGGACACCGCCGGCGGUCACGUGCUGGGCCGGUUGGAGGGGGUCAAGUACCUGAGUGCAAGAUCUGAUAGUACCAAUCACUGAUGGUAUCUGGGGCCUCCAUGUGAACAGAUGCUGUUCUGCAGGGGUGGCAGCCAAAAUAAGACUCAGAGAUGAGUACUGAAGCAGAACAGCAGCUUCUCCAUGAUGCUAGAAAUGGAAAUGCUGAAGAAGUUAAACAGCUGUUGGAUACCAUGGACAAAGGAGAAAUAAGUUUUGAUAUCAACUGUAAAGGCAGAAGUAAAUCCAAUAUGGGUUGGACACCACUUCACCUUGCUUGCUACUUUGGGCAUGCUGUUGUAGUAGAGGAUUUGCUGAAGGCUGGUGCAGAUGUGAAUGUGCUGAAUGACAUGGGGGACACUCCACUCCAUCGUGCAGCUUUCACUGGACGUAAGGAGGUGGUGAUGUUACUCUUGCAACAUAAUGCUGAUACUUCUAUCGUUAAUGGGAGUGGAGAGACUGCAAAAGAAGUUACUCAAGAUAAAGACAUAAGGAAUAUGUUGGAAGCAGUGGAAAGAACACAAGAAAGAAAACUGGAAGAAGAACUCUUAGGAGCAGCAAGAGAGGGGGAAACAGGGAAACUGACUGCCUUGUUGAACAGGCCCAAACCACCUUACAUCAACUGUACAGAUCAGAUGGGGAACACACCAUUGCAUUGUGCAGCGUACCGUGCGCAUAAGCACUGUGCAUUGAAACUUCUAAAAAAUGGAGCAGAUCCUAAAAAAAGAAACAAAAAUGAUCAGACACCCCUUGAUCUAGCCCAAGGUGCAGAAAUGAAACUGAUACUGGGAGGUAAAACUGGAAAGGUCAUCAACAAACCCUUGAGACGAUAUGAAGGUCUCCUAUGGAAGAGCUCACGAUUUUUUGGUUGGAAACUCUAUUGGAUAGUUCUAGAACAUGGAGUCCUUUCCUGGUAUCGGAGACAAGCUGAUGCAGUGAAUAAUGAUCAUCGUCAGGGAUGCAAGCAUCUAACACAAGCUGUCUGCACGGUAAAAUCUACAGAUAGUUACUUUUUUUCUGUUAGAUGUUUUGAUGACACUGUUCAUCGUUUCAAGAUACCUAAAAAUAGCCUUCCAUCUCAAACCAGAGAGAGUUGGCUGGAAGCAAUAGAAGACCACUCUGCAUAUAGCACACACUACUGCACACAGGAACAGUUGAGUAGUGAUGAAGAAGAUGAUGCAGUACCUGUUACAUACCUACAGGAUACUCUGAAAAAAGCACAAGCUUGCCAACAAAGACUCAGUAAAGAGAUUUCAGACUUUCUUGCAAUGGUUAAAUCUUUGGAUGCUACAAAAGGAAUAUCUUCUCCCAUCCUGCAAAAAGUUGAUGUGGUCUCUGAAGUAUCCCAGAGAACAUGUGAGGCCCUGGCUGACUGUCUCAACCUAUUUACAAAGCAAGAAGGGGUGAGGAAUUUGAAACUGGAGCAUGAGCAGGAGAAAAACAAGAUCUUGUCAGAAGCAUUAGAGACACUAGCUACUGAGCACCAUGAACUAGAGCAGUCGCUGGUUAAGGGAUCUCCGCCUCUCAGCAUCAUCAGUGAAGAGCAGUUCUAUGAUGCUGUUUCAGAUUCAGAAUCUGAAAAAUCAUUAAGUGUAUUUGAAACAACGGCCUACUCCCUGGAGGACAUGGAUUCAAAAGAUACAAUAACUUCAGACAUGCCUGAAGAAAAGGUUUGUGGCAGUGGGGAGUCGCUGUCCAACGGGAUCAAGAAACACAGAACAAGUUUGCCAUCUCCGAUGUUUUCCAGAAAUGACUUCAGUAUCUGGAGUAUCUUAAGAAAAUGCAUUGGAAUGGAGCUGUCGAAGAUCACAAUGCCUGUUAUCUUCAAUGAGCCGCUGAGCUUUCUACAGCGACUUACAGAGUACAUGGAGCAUACAUACCUCAUCCACAAAGCCAGCUCACUCUCCAGCACAACUGAGCGAAUGCAGUGUGUUGCUGCAUUUGCUGUGUCUGCUGUGGCCUCACAGUGGGAACGUACAGGGAAGCCAUUCAACCCAUUGCUUGGAGAGACGUAUGAAUUGAUCAGAGAUGAUCUUGGAUUUAGACUUCUCUCAGAACAAGUUAGCCAUCAUCCACCAAUCAGUGCUUUCUAUGCUGAAGGUUUAAAUAAUGAUUUUGUGUUUCAUGGAUCCAUUUAUCCUAAACUCAAAUUCUGGGGCAAGAGCGUGGAAGCAGAACCAAAAGGCACAAUGACUUUGGAGCUUCUUGAACACAAUGAAGCCUACACAUGGACAAAUCCUACGUGCUGUGUGCAUAACAUUAUUGUGGGCAAACUUUGGAUUGAGCAGUAUGGAAACGUAGAAAUAACAAACCAUAAAACUGGUGAGAAAUGUAUACUGAGCUUUAAGCCCUGCGGCCUCUUUGGGAAGGAGUUGCACAAAGUUGAAGGCUACAUUCAGGACAAAAGUAAAAAGAAGCUUUGUGCGCUGUAUGGGAAGUGGACUGAGUGUUUGUACAGUGUUGACCCAGCUACAUUCGAUGCUUACAAAAAAACUGACAAGAAGAAUACAGAAGAGAAGAAAAGCAGUAAACAGGUGGGCAAUACUGAGGAACCAGACGAGAUGCCAUUGCCAGAUUCGGAGAGUGUGUAUGUUAUUCCUGGAAGUAUUUUGCUGUGGAAGAUAACUCCAAGACCUCCAAAUUCAGCCCAGAUGUAUAAUUUUACUAGCUUUGCUAUGGCUUUGAAUGAGCUGGACAAAGAAAUGGAGAGUGUCAUCCCCAAAACUGACUGCCGGCUACGACCAGAUAUCAGAGCCAUGGAAAAUGGAGAAAUAGACCUAGCUAGUGAAGAAAAGAAGAGGCUAGAAGAAAAACAAAGGACUGCCCGCAAAAAUCGUUCAAAGUCAGAGGAAGACUGGAAAACGAGAUGGUUCCACCAAGGUCCCAAUCCCUACACUGGUGCACAGGACUGGCUCUAUUCUGGCAACUACUGGGACAGAAACUACUUUAACUUGCCUGAUAUUUAUUAAACUGCAAUAAGGAGCCUGUGACUGAUACAAAUAAGUCUUAAUCUGUUUUAAUGUUUUCCCUUGUUUUACUUAUCUCCUGAAAAAACUGACAAGUUAUCAAGAAGAUUAUUAAGCAUCUCUCCACAGUAAAUCCAGUGGUACAUGAUCCACAGUCCCAUAGGUAGGGGAAUAUUUUUUCUGGCUGAUGGUGGGUCCUGUGUGGACAGAGUCACCAUGGUUUCAAGCUGCCCUGUUUGCUGAAUACACCUAUAUUAGGUUGUGGUGUAUGAGGAGUAGAACACCUUCGGCUGUUCUGUGAAUACUUUCUUUUGUAGAGAACAUUGGCACAAGUAAAACUGAUUUUAUUUAUUGUGACUUGGGAAUGCUUAAAAGCACACAGAGCAAACUGCAAUAUUCUGUUCGUAGGUGAAGAAGGACGUGUCACUUUUGUAAAGAUGUAAUUUUUCAUAAAGUUGACUUUUCUUUUACUAAAGUAACUCCCUUAAUCCUGAGCUCUGGUCAGAGAUUCCAGAAGCAUUCUGGUCUCUGGAGCAUUAAUGCAGUUGUUUAAGCUGGUAGCAUUACUCAGAGGUAUUUAUUCCAUGUUUUGUGCAGUGUGUUCUGAAUUUUGCUCUUCUGUUUUGCUACCAACCUUAAGGUUUAAGGAAUUAAGAGCCAUUCAAAUAUCUACAGAUUUGAUUUGAACUGCACACUAGCGACAGGUUUGAAAAGAAUCUGUUUCAUGCACUAAAAGUUCUGGUGUCCAGCACCACUGUAUAAAGACAAGAACCUCAUCAGUCUAGGACGGUGGAACGUGGUGGGGAGGGACAGGACCUGUGUCUGUACUGUGCAAACUCCCUGCGAGGAAGUCUUGUGCAUUUCAAAGGUAGUACAGCACCUCAGUGAGGCCUCCUGUGCACAGCUGCUUUACCCCUUUUCAGUGGGGUGCAUUCAAUCUUAGCAUGUAAGUUUAUAUUGAACUGUGUACAGAGCUUCUAGAGGGCAAGCUGCUCUUUGUACAAUAUUUUAACUGCUGCCUGGAGGUUAGUGUUAAUUGAAUAAUUUAAUUGCUGGUAAAUAAAGGCUUCAAAAUUUCUUGCAUCCA